GUUGUGCAUAGAGAACUUGCCAUGCAACAACGUCUCACUAAAAAUAUAAAUGUAAAUUUAAAGGACAUUUCAUAUCUAUUGCAGCAGCUAGUAGCCAAAGAAAAAAUAGGAACAAUGAUAUUCACUUUACAUGGUAGUGGAAAAGGCUUUGUAAUAUCAGCGUUUCCGAAAAACCACGUGCAUAAUUAUUCAGUCUGUGAUAGUUUGGAAGGUGCUGAAAGCGUGAGGUGGCCUUACCAAGAAUCAGACCUCAUAAAUAUACUUGAAAGGGAUGAAUUUGCUCCAAUUUUAAUAAGGCUGGCUGCUCAAAAAUUUCCUCAUCUUAUACAAGACAACUGUUUGAUAGCAGAAGUUAGAGAUUUCAGAGAAGGAGUUCUCAAGCACAAAUUUCAUUUAUUGAAACCAGAUAUGGUUAAAUUGCAUAAUUUUCAGCGGCAAAAAGCAGCGAUGCAGCAACAAGUUGCGGCCGCAACAGCUGCUGCGGCUGCAGCCGCAAAUGAGAUUCGAAAAUCACCGUUGACUACUGGUCAGAAUGCCACACCAGCCUCCGCAGCCAUUAGCGCCAUCAAAAACAAUGUUAGAAACUGGGCAGAGCAAUAUCAACAAGAAACAGCCGCUGCUGCAGCGGCGGCGGCGGCGGUUGCUGCAGCCUCUUCUCACAAAUCACCUGCAACCGGAAGUAGUUUUGUGAAUGCUUCUACCAGCGGAAGUACUUCUAGUGGAAAUGAUGCUGCCAUUAUUAGCCUAUUAAACAGCGCACCUGCUGCUAUGACAAACACACAUCAUCAACACCUUCAACAACAUCAGCAACUUGCGGGAAAUGCUACUGGUAAAACCAGAACGGCAGUUUUUCCUCAAAGAAGGGUUUGCGUUUCGCCUGCUGGUAAUGUUGUCGUUGCUGAUGUAACUGAUAGUACAUUAUCACCGUCGUUCUCUUUGCCAGCUGGCUUUCAAGCUACCGUACUCUCACCUAGCGACACAUCACCAGCCGCGCAACAAUCACAAACACCUCCUGCAUCCACAAUACUGGAGCGUAUGAUUGCUAACGCCUCGCCAUCGAAAAAAGUUUCGCCUGGUGCUACUCAAUUCAGAACACCGUCAACCAUACAUGCAGCUAAUCUCAAUUUGGCGGGCCGUCAGCAAUUUGCGCAGCGAAUAGGUGUGUCUGGUGCUGCUGGCGCAAUACUGCCACAAUUAACACAGACAAAUGCUGUUGCGGGCACGGCAAGCGCUACUAGUGUUGCCACUCCAUUCGCUACUGGACAAACGGUGCUAUUAAAUACGACGGGGGGUGGAACCACUCAACUGCCGAUGUCUUUGGCUCAACUAGUAGCUUCAGGUGUUAAAGGGCUGAAUACUCAAUCAAUGCGAGGUGUUCCUUCAGGUAUUGUAUCUUUCAACCAAACCUCAGGACCUCCCUUGCAGUUGUUGGAGGCUUUACGGAGACCUUCAGCACCCUUGCAAAGCACUGCAGCUAAGCCCCAACUCACUAGAAACGCAACCGGAAAAUGCCAGUUGACGGGAGCGAUUAUCAAGAUGUCUGUUCCAAAUACAGCUAGUGUGUCUCAUGCCACCCCAGUAGCAACAAUGACAUCAGGCGGCACGAUUUUAGCGCUCACUCCACAACAAUUGGCAGAAGUUCAAGUUACUAAGGAUCAGCAACCCAAAGGAACCUUAAAUCAAUCUUCUUCAAUGUUGUUUGAUUCUAAGCACAGGCGCAGAUCACACACUAACGAUAGUAGUUAAUGAUAGCAGGUAUCUGUAGUAAAAUCUAAAUCUGUAUGAAAUGCUUUGUUAAGACUGUCCUUAAUGUUUAUAAGUUCUCUAUAAUUAUAAUAAAUCAUAACAACGG
Ctenocephalides felis (cat flea) is the source of this 1852-nucleotide messenger RNA. Its product is annotated as ice-structuring glycoprotein-like. The record is from RefSeq and is a predicted model, not a curated record. The transcript is spliced from 8 exons. The coding region runs from base 22 to 1746 and encodes 574 amino acids. Lineage: Eukaryota; Metazoa; Arthropoda; Insecta; Siphonaptera; Pulicidae.